Messenger RNA from Salpingoeca rosetta, 20803 nucleotides. RefSeq lists its product as uncharacterized. Gene Ontology annotation, molecular function: G protein-coupled receptor activity. The transcript is spliced from 2 exons. The record is from RefSeq and is a predicted model, not a curated record. NCBI's taxonomy places the organism in Eukaryota, Choanoflagellata, Craspedida, Salpingoecidae. Gene Ontology annotation, biological process: cell communication; negative regulation of adenylate cyclase activity. Bases 1 to 20358 code for a protein of 6785 amino acids. Gene Ontology annotation, cellular component: membrane.
AUGGCACGUGUGGUGGCCAUGCUGUGCCUGCUUGCGCUCUGUGUCGUGAGUCCCGCACACGCCACAACACAGCUGAGCAUCCAGAGGCAAUGCGCCUCCUUGGCGCAGGGCGAGGACUGCGCCGUUGCGCGGGAAGGCGACGCCCUGUCCGUGCUCGUGUCCGCAUCGGAGCCCUUGCCCAGCAACGUCAUUGUUGAGAUCACCGUCGACCCCAUCCAGACGCAGACGCUGGAGUCUGACGACUUCUUCCCCAUGCAGGCACAGUUUGCCCUGUUUGCCGGCAGCUCCUCUGCGUCGUGGGUGUUUGUGGUUGAGUCAAACGAUGGGCCAGAGCUCAACGAGACCUUCGCCUUGCGCCUCAGCCUCCUUGCGCCCGUUUCCGGCGUCUCCAUAGCCCAGGACGCGUUCACCGUCACCGUCCCGCUCAACGAGAAUCCGUACGGCACCAUCGCCUUCAUCAACUUUGGUGGUCCCAGCGGGCCCACCGUCACAAGCGAGGGCAGCGCGCUCAUUGCCGUCAUUGGGCGGUCUGGCGGCCGCUUUGGCGAGCAGACCGUGGCGUGGGAGAUCGGCGGCGGCGAGGACGACUUUGCCCUCGCAUCGGGCACCCUCGUCUUCGACCAGGGCGACUCCUCCGUCAACCUCAUCAUUCCCGUCAUCAACGAUGACGUGCCUGAGCUGCAGGAGUCGUUUGUGCUCAGCCUCACCCAGGUUGUCAGCGGCGGCGCCUCCCUCUCCGCCAACUCCGACCUGACCAGCAUGGACGUCGUCAUCAGCGCCAAUGACUACCCGCUGGGCAGCUUCUCCUUCGCCCUGGCAGAGCUGGGCGUGCGCGAGAAAACAGGCACCGCCAGCCACGCCGCCGCCCUCACCAUUGCCCGUGCUUCCGGCGCGCUGGGUACGGCGCAGGUCCUCGUCGAGACAACCAGCGACGCCAGUGCGGUCUCUGCCGCCGUCCAGAGCAGCUUCGACUGGUUCGCGGACGACCCGCUCGUCCUCGCAACAGCAACACCAGCGCAGGACUACACCCCUGUCUCUCGGGUUGUCACCUUUGCAGAGGGCCAAACAACGGCAACCGUCCUCGUACCGCUGAGCACGGACGCUGUCGCGGAGCCGAACGAGGCCUUUGUUGUAACUCUGGCGCUGUCUGGUACCGCCGAAGGCACCGCCGCAGCGCGUGUGUUUGAAAACUCGUCCAUGCUCGUCGUCAUCCAAGCGAGCGACGUCGCUGGCGGCCAAUUCCAGUUUCAGCUCAACACCGCAACCGCCAGCAGCGGUGCUUCACCCGUGGUUGUCAUUGCAGAGCCCGAUGAGGACGCACUGCAGCCGCACGUGGCCAUCUUCAACGUUACCCGCACCGGCGCCGCGUUUGGCGAGGCACGCCUCGAGUGGGCAGCAACGUCCAACAACACAGCGUCCGCGCCGAGAUCGGGCGUGCUGGGGUUUCAGCCAGGCCAAACAUGGGCCUUGCUCGAGUUUGAAGUCGCCGCGGAUGACAUCCCAGAGUUUACGGAGGAGUGGGCGCUGCAGCUGACACGGGCCAGCAGCAUCAGCUUCAGCGCAGACCAGGCAGCGCUGGGCACAAGCACGACGGCGCGGGUCAUCGUACCGCGCAAUGACUUCCCAAACGGCCUGCUGCAGCUCGAAGACACCGCCUCCAUCAGUCUGCUGGAAGGCAGCACGCACCCGCUCAGCGUCGCCGUGCAGCGCCUGUGGGGAACGCACGGCACCGUCACCGUGGACUGGCGCGUGGCACCGUCAGCGGCAGCACUGGCAUCGGCAUCCCCGGACGUGGUGGAAUUUGGGUCCCCUGCGGACAACCUGGACAGCUGGCGCGGCACGCUCGUGUUUGAGGACGUACAGACGACCGGGCACAUUGUCAUCGCUGCGACUGACGAUGACAUCCCGGAGCUGAGGCAGGUGUUCACGCUGACGCUCGGCAACGCCACCAACGGCGCCGUCAUCUCCACGGCGCACCCCAGCGCAUUCGCAAUCGACUUUGCCAUUGAAGCGAGUGACGCGCCCCUGGGCGUGUUUGAGCUGGGCGCCGCGUAUGUCUCCGUGCCUGAGCCGUCGAACGAUCUCUUCCGCACGGCGUCCGUCGCCAUCACGCGCACGACAACAAGGGGCAGCGUGCUUGUGCGCUACCGCAUCCUGGCGGGCGCACCUGGCAUUGCGGCCGCCUCGCGUGGGGUGGACUACAUUGACGCCGUCUCUGCACUCCUCUUCACGGAGGGUCAGGCAUCACAGGCGGUCAGCGUCACCGUCCUGCACGACGACGAGCCCGAGGCGGACGAGGCACUGCAGCUUGUGCUCGAGAGCGUGCGGCCCAUCAAUCAGGACCUCACCCACGCCACCGCCCUCGGCAACCAGACCGUUUGCACGGUCGUGAUUCCCGCCAACGACAUGGCAUCGGGCGUCUUCUCCUUUGAGCAGCCGGACCAAGCGCUUGUGGUCGUGCGUGAGCCCGAAGCGGGCGAGCAACCCGCCGGCAUUGUCGUCAAACGCAAUGCGGGUGCGUUUGGUGCAGUGGAGGUUGCGUGGCACCUCGCCACGAGUGACGCCGCGAGCUUCUCCACCCUCAACGGCACCCUGACGUUUGAAGAAGCGGCCAUCAACGCCACACUGGUUGUCCCCAUCGUCCCCGACGAUGUGCCGGAGCUGGAGAGCACGCACAUCCUCACGCUCACCAGCAUCUCUGGCGGCUACACAAACCAGUCGGCCUUUGCGCCCCAAGGCACGCGCAAGACAAUUGUCGUGCCUGCGAGUGACGAUGCAAAUGGUGUUCUGGCCAUCGCACCCGACUUUGGUGCCUCUGUUACGCUUGCAGAACCCCCAUCGCCCGGCGAGGAAGGUACAGGGGCGAUUGCUCCGAGCACGCUGCUGGUGCCCGUUGUUCGCACACGCGGCGCCUUUGGCAUUGUGCAGGCCCAGUGGGAGAUUGUCCCGCAGUCUCCAGCACCACCACCAACAACAACAACAAUGACAACGACAGCACCGCCACCAGCCUUUGUGCGUAGCAGUGGCGUGGUUACUUUUGGGGAUGGUGUGCGGGAAGCAUCCAUUGCAAUUUCCGUCGCUGACGAUACGCUUCCCGAGCUGGACGCUGCCUUUACACUGCGGCUGAUCAACGCCACCGGUGGUGCGAGGCUCAAAACCGACGCGGAGUAUGCUGCGAAUGGCAGUGGCGGUGACGACGGCAGCAGCGAUAGUGGCAUCACAAAUGGCACCGUUGCACUGACAGUCCUCGCCAGCGACGACCCGUAUGGGGUGGUUGGCGUUCGCAACGACUCGCUCACGCUGCGGGUUCAGGAGGAAGACGGCAGCAUGACGGUGUUUGUGCACCGCGCCCAAGGUACAGUGGGCCGCACAACGGUUGGCUGGGAGCUCCGGUCUGCCCUAACUAGCACCAUCACCGCACUGCACCCGACAUCUGGGGUGGUGGUGCUUGAGCAAGGCGUCGCCUCUGUUCCCAUCAUCAUCAGCAUCGAGGACGACACAAUCCCAGAGUACCAGGACGAGUUUGUGCUUGCGCUGACGGAGCUGAGCGGUGGCGCGCGCUUCGAUGCACAGCGCAUCCUGGCCAGCAUCACCCUGGAGGCAAGCGACUUCCCACACGGGCUCUUCAGCGCCAACAUCACCGGUGCAAGCGGUGCUCAUGUCGCGUUCGACGACACCUCGGCUCCAUUUGACGUCCACCUGUCGGCUGAUGGCACCGUUGUUCCUUCCGUGGAGCAAGGCACCUUUACCCUGCGCGUUAUCCGUGCGGUGGCGGUGUCAGAGCCGGCAGCCGUCACCAUCUCCGUGACGCGCACGUUUGGCACCGAGGGCACUGUGCAGGUUCCUGUGGAGCUCAUUGGGGCGCGGGAGCUGCAGAACCAAAGCAGCGACGAUGGCGGUGACCCUGACAAUGGCGCAGCAGCGCCGAAUGCAAACUAUGAUUACAACCAAACGGCCUCAGCUUUUGCCGACACCGGUCCCGGUGGCGACGUUUUGUUGAGCACAAGCAGCGUCAUCUUCGAGGACGGCGAAACGCACAAGCAACUUGUGCUAAGCGUGCUUGAGGACGCUGUGCCAGAGGUGACCGAAGUGGUGUGGGUUGUGCUGGGCUCGCCCGUGCUGCUUGAGACGACCGCCACGCAGCCCGCUGAGCCAGCAAUCAUGGCCGGCGACGUGCUGCAGGUGGCCAUCCUGGAGAACGACGACCCGUACGGGCGCCCCGAGCUCCUCUCCUCGCUUGUUGUGUCGAGCGAGGGUCAGCGUGCCCAGGUUGGCAUCGUCAGGCGCGGCGGCCUGUUUGGCAGCAUGCGGGUCACUUUGCAUGUGCUGGUGAACGGCACGGAGCAGCACAUCGCCACGCCACUGGGCGGCGACGCUGCCUAUAGAAGCACCCUGAAUCCAACACGCGUUCUUCCCACGCUUGCCGGCAGCGACUUUUCCCUCUCAGCGACAGCAUCAGACAGUAUCAAUAACAACUCUGGCACCGCCGCCGCCAGCACCACCACCAGCAGCAGCAACAGCGCUGUGUCUCUGGUGCCGGUCUCCGUUGAUGAGCUGCUUGCGACGGUGGUGUUUGCACCCGGACAGCAAGUGGCGCAGGUUGCGUUUGCCAUCGCAGCCGACGGCCAGCCCGAGCUGGACGAAGGCUUUGUUGUGAAGCUGGGCUCUGUCGUGAGCGGGGCGGGCACGCUAGCAGCAGAGGACCUGCAGCUGGACGCUAUGGUAGCAGGUGCCCCGACCCACACGCUGGUGCGCAUCCCGGAAAACGACAACGCGCGUGGGCUCUUUCGCUUCGCACCGGCGUCGCUCGUCCUUGGGCUGAAUACGGUGGCAGAGACAAACCGCACCAUCACCUUGUCGGUGCAGCGCACAGUGAGCACGCUUGGGCGCCUGGCGGUCCCGUUCACGGUCAGCACCGAUGGCAGCGGCGCUGCAGCCUCUUUGCAACCGCACAAUGGCAGCGUGUGGUUUGAGGAUGGCCAAAGCACAUCCACGCUGACGCUUCGCGUUGUGGACGACAGCGUGCCGGAGCUUGAGCAAGUGGCAGCGGUGACCUUGGGCGAGACGCCUGGUGCGUCAAGCAUUGCCCAGGACGCAUCGACGGCCAUUGUGACCAUUCUUCCCAAUGACGACCCCCAUGGCGUGGUUGACCUUGCUGCUGCCGGCGUGAUCGCAUCUGCAACGCACCGCAACCUGUCCUUUACACUGGCACGCUCUGGAGGGCUCUUCUCCGACAUUCGCGCACGCGUGCGGCUGCACAUUGACCACAACAACGCCGGCUGUGUUUCCGUGGCGGAGGAAGGUCUGCAGGAGGUUGUGCAAGUGCCAUUUGCGGAAGGGCAGGCAGUCGCAUCAGCGAAUGUGCCCAUUCCCGACACGUUUUCAUUGUCGCUCGCAGAGAACACACGCUUCUGCGUAACCGUCAUCUCUGUGGAGCAGCAGGAUGGCACGGUAGUGACAACACCACAGGGGGUCUCGCCGCGCCUUGGUCCCCGCGUGACCACUCUCGUCACGCCACCCCAAGAGGCGCGCUUUGGCGUCCUGCUGUGGGAGUACGUCAACACAACCAUCCACAGCAAUGGCACGAGUGUCAAUACGACGCGCAUCAACAGCGGUGAAGCACAAAUCAGUGUUGAUAGCAGCUCCAACGGGACAAGAGCCAUGGUUACGCUGGCUGAGACAGGCAACACCGUUGCCGUGCUGUCUGUGAAGCGUGUUGCUGGCUCAUUUGGUGCCGUGUACCUGAACGUCUCCUUGGGCGCGGCCUCGGAGCAAAUCUCCAGAAUCAAGCAGGGAGAAAGCGCCACCUUGCGCAUGGACGACUUGACGUUUCCACAGCAAGUGGUGCUUGCCCACGGCCAGACAGAGGCAGGGUUCACGCUUGCCCCGGUGGACAACACGGUACCUGAGCUGCCAAAGGAAGGCACGCUGUCCCUGACAGCCACAACAGCAUCCAGUACAGCAGUUUCCGGUACUGGAUCCCUCAUCCCCCUCCUGCCUGCGCGGCGUGGCAGUGAAGGCGCGACGGUCGUUGGUGCGGGCACUGUGCUGCUGGAUGCUGCGGUGGUAGUGGACUCCAGCGACGACGCAUAUGGCGUGCUUGAGCUCGUACAGCCGCUGGGUGCAGUGGAUGUUCUGCGCGGAGAAGGAAACGUGACUGUGACCGUACAGAGGAGCGUCGGAUACUACGGUGACGUCGUCGUGCAGCUUGCUGCUCGCGCCACAGCAGCACAGCGCAGUACCACACACGACCUGAGCCGCUUCCGUGCCACCGUGGUGUUUCCAGCAAGGUGGUUUGGUGAGGUAACUGAUGGCGAUGCUGCUGACAGCGACCGCGCCACAGUGGUGGUGCCUCUCAGUGCCUCUGUCGUGGCAGACAUCCCUGACGGGCAAGGGCUGACCGUGUACAUUGUCAACGUCACUAACAGCCUGGGUGAAAGCCGCGUUGUGCGUGACGAGGCGACAUUCGUGCUGCGCUCUUGCCCCGAGUGUGCUGUGGCGUUUGCACCGGCACCGCCCACUCUGCUGUCGCUGAAGGAGGGCGCUGCAUUCUCGGCGACCCUGCGCCGCGGACCGUCCGCCUACGAUCGCGUCGUGGUGCAGUGGGCGAUUGAGCCGGACACUGGCGAUAUUGUCCCUGCGGCCGGCACGACGACGCUGGAAAUUGGGCAAACCACAGCAAGCCUCGCCUUUACUGUCGUCGAUGACACGGUACCUGAACUGCCCGAGGCGUUUUCGCUGCUCAUUCUCUCUGCGCGCGGUGCCGAGAUCUCUGUGGCGCAAGGCGCCGCAGCAUCACUGGACAUUGGCAUUGCAGCCAACGACAACGCGUACGGCCUGUUCUCCUUUGCGGUGCUUCGCUCACGGGUGGCGGAGGGCGGUGAUGGGGAGUCGUCGCAGGCGACCAUCCGCGUGCAGCGGCUGCGUGGCACUGAGGGUCGUGUUCUCGUUGAUGUGGACACGGCAGACGAGUUGAUGUCACUCUUUUCUUUGCCAAUGGCAAUGGUUGAUGUGGCCGAAAUGCUUGCACAGACUCAGAACGCCAGCGCAACCACAGGCGACAGCAGCGGGAAUAGCACCAGCACCAUGGACGUCAGCGACGUCACCGUUGCAAGCUGGUCAGCUGCAAGCAAAGUGGAGGAGUGUGCAAGCAUGUGCAUCACCAACGCCACCGUCGAUUGUGUGGCGUUUGGCUGGUUUCAACCCAACACCACCAGCAACAGCACCACCAGUAAUGCCGCUGAUCUCAACGCGACAGAUACACGCAAUGUCAGAGGCAGCAAUGGUGCCGCCUCCACUUUCACUUGUGCGCUCUUUGCUCUUCAACGUGAACCCACUGUGGGCAUUUCCGACAUCGCUGAUGUCCUGAGCGAGUGGACGGUGUAUGUUCGGGAGACGUACAGCACGGCCAAUGCCAGCGUGGAGGGUCUGGACUAUGUUGGUCUGCACACGACACUCGACUUUGCUGCAGGUGAGGCGGAGAAGGUGAUUACGCUUGACAUUCUCGACGACGAGUUGCCUGAAGUGCAGGAGCAGGUGUUUGUGCACCUGAGCAACGCGCGGCUGGUGUUGAGCACUGACGCAGGCAGCAGCAGCAGUGGCAAUGACGAUAUAGCAGUUGCUGCCAGCGACGCGCUUGGUGGUGCACUGAGCAUUGCCACGGACAGCACCGGCAACACCGAGAAGCGCGUGGUGGUGAUUGAGGAGAGCGACGACCCUUAUGGGCGGUUCGCGUUUGCCUCGUCCAUUGUCCAUACUGAGGAAGGGCAAGUGGCGCGCAUUGGUGUGACCCGGUUUGCCGGGACGUUUGAGGACACGAUGGUCAUGUGGGCCAUUGACACAUCCAGCCGUGCAACAUCACACAACGACACGAACAUGGGGAGUGCGGGGCUUGCGUCUGCAGGCGACUUUGCGGUGUCGACGGGGCUAAACGGAACACUGGUGUUUGCUUCCGGCGUGCACGGCGAGGAAACGCAGCCCACGCUGCACUUUGAUGUGGAAAUCACCGAUGACGCUGUGCCCGAGCUCGCGGAGAGCGCCACCUUGGUGCUUAGCAUUGCGCCCAGCAGCAAGGGCGUGCUCGGCCAACAAGACACAGCGCAAUUGCGCAUUGCCCACAGCGACUUUCCUGGUGGCACUGUGCAGUAUGCGCAGUCACGUCUGGAGUUGAGCGAGGGCGACAACGCAACCAUGCAUAUCGUCCGCACGGGUGGGGCGCUGGUAGCCGUGAAUGCAAGCAUCGUCUUUGUUGGAGUGCAGCACGACGCUCGCGUCCUGGACACGGCCACGUUUGCGCUGGCCGACACAAACAACCUCCGUAUUUCACCCACGUGGGUGGUGUUUGAAGAAGGCCAGCGCGAAAGCGACGUGGCCGUGCAAGUUCGUGAUGACACGGCUGCAAACUUCAACUACACCGUGCGGCUUGGGCUUAGCCUCCCCGCCACGACAAUGGAUGCACGCAUGGCACAGGUCCAAGGCGUCGACAACAUGGGUGUCAUCGACAUUGCUGUUGCUCAAGACGACUUUCCCGCGGGCCUCUUUGGCCUGUCGCUGUGGCACUUGAAGUCCACCCAGCACGCAAGCCAACACGUGUACGUGGCCGCGGAGGACGAGGUGGUGACUGUGACUGUGACGCGCGAUCAGGGCGCUGCGGAGAGCGUUGAACUGGUGCUGUCCAUGGCGGACGGCACAACGUCAUCGCACGAAGUGGUGCUCUCACCAUCGACGUCGACUGCUUCCGUUGUGCCGGUCAGCAACGGCUCAGUGAUUGUGCACUUCCAGCCUGGGGAGAGGCAGGUUAACGUCACGGCGCGAGUGGUCGGCGACAAGGUGCCGGAGGGUGCGGAGUGGUUUGAGCUCACCCUGAAUGUGGUGUCCACCACGGCCGGCGCCAUGGCGGGCGUGCGUGCAAGCGCACAGACAGCGAACGUGACAGUAUUGCCAUCCGAUAACGCAUACGACUUUGGGCGCUUCUUCAUUCCCGAGAACCAGGUUGUGCGUGAGGACAGCCCUGCCGGUGGGGCGCUGCGCGUUGUCCGCAGUUUGGGGCUGCUGGGCGAGGUGGAUGUGACGGUUCGCAUUCGCCCCCUCGACCCACUUGACUGGUUCAUGUCGCAGUCCCCCAUCACCAUUCCAAUCUGCUUGGACACGGCUAGCAUGGGCCCAGAAUCAAACACCACAACCACAGCCACAAACUCCACGACCGCCAUGACAAGCGGCUGCAGCAGCAAGAACAACGCCACGUCUGGGGCAGCUCAAGCCACCACCGAAGCGCUGCUAAACUUCACGGCCAUGGUGCCUGCCCGUGAUGGCGAUGAAGACGCUGUCGCGUGCGCGCGUGCAUGUUUGACGCAGGCUGACUUUGAGUGCGCUGCCUUCGUGCUUGCUGGCAGCACACGUGACCUGUGCCUGUUGUACGACCAAGAUGCGGCGGGUCACCUCGUCGUGUCAGCUACAGAGGAAGACACUGUGACAAGUGCAAACACAAGUACGGGCGCAACCACGGAUCUUGGACUGCUGUUCGUUCUCGACAUUCACCUGCACGCGUUCCCCACAGUGACUGACAGUAUCAGCAGCAUCUCCCUGGCCGAUUUGCAAAACAGCAGCACGCAGACAGCUACUGUACGGAUUCCGUCUGGCGCAGAGGAAGCGCUCGUCGUGUUGCCGCUGGCAGAUGACACCAUGCCCGAAGGGUUGGAGCUGGCUGUGGUGGACAUCGUGCAAUGCGAGCUUGUCUCGCCACAAGGGUACACCCACCCAGGUGCUGGCCCAGAAUGUGUUGCAACGCCCACGAUUGUGGGUGUUGCUGCCAACGAUGACGUCAAUGGCCUGUUCUCUCUCUCAGCAGCAGCGGCGGCACCGCCAGCAAUGACGUCACCAAGUCAAGGCAGUGUCGCUGUUGUGGCUGGCGCGGAAGGGCAGCGCGUGCAGUUUGAUGUGCAGCGGUCUGUCAGCACCAAGGGCACAUCCACGGUGUGCUGGAUGGCGAUGGCGGUUGCUGCGGAGCAAGCCACGUCAGACGCGAGCACGGAUACCAUGUCAACGGUGACAGACAACUCAACAACGCACGCCACAGGAGCUUCUGUCUCGGUAGCGCAGCAGCUGUCGCCUGCAGAGGGCUGCGUUGUGUUUGCGGAGGGUGAGAUGCGCGUGAGCUUUGAUGUGUUUGUGGUGGAUGAUGCUGUGCCCGAGAUUGUGCAGCAGUUUGACGUGUCCCUUGUGAACGCCAGCGGCGUGGCCAGCGUGACCAGCGGCAGGAACAGCACGGUCCGAUUGGAAGUUGAGGAGAGCGACAACCCGGGCGGGCUGGUCAGUGUUGCCGGCGCGGCCAACAGCACCAGUGCCAGGCGCAUCAGCGCUGCAGAAGGCAAUGUGUUCAACAUCAGCGUCGCACGUUCCGUGGCCGCCCUUAAAGAGAUUCUUGUUGAAUGGGAGAUUGUGCAUGCUGGCAGCGGCAUCGAGGCAGAUGCACCAGCAGUACGAUUUGACCACGCCCAGGGCAACGUGACGCUGGGCGUUGGGGUGAUGCAAGCAGCCUUUGAUGUGCAGCUGCUGGAUGACGGUGUUCCCAAUGUCAUCAACACAUACGCGCUGAGGCUCUUGCGGACAUACAACGGUGGGGAGCUGGAUACAGCACAGAGCGAGGUGGCGGUUGUCGCCCGUCCCGACGACGAUCGCGUUGCAUUUGAAGCGGCUGGCGCAGCCAUCCUGUUGAGUGAAGACGCAGCCGAUGACGGCACGGUGGUGGCUGGCAAUGGCGAUGAUGGAGCUGUGGGCACAAGCGGGCUGUCCAGCAACGCAACAGUGUGGGUUCAGCGACUUGACGUUGCGACGAGUGGCGAACUUGUUGUCACCUGGGCGCUGACGGGAGAAGCCCGGGCACAGUUUCUGCCACCACACACGGGCCAACUGACCUUCUUUGGUGCGCAAACACGGCGGCUGCCGAUUCACCUGGAGCUGGUCUCCGACACAGUGCCAGAGCUGGCUCAGCAGGCUGUGCUACGCUUGACGUCUGUGUCUGAGAACGGCGUGUUUGAUCCCAGCGCAAGACAGGAAGUGUUGCUGAACGUGCAGAGCAGCGACAGUGCCCUUGGCGUGUAUGAGCUGUCCCAGGUUGAGGUUGACACGACGGAGGGUGACUCAGCACUGCGCCAGGGACAACGCUUGUCGGUUGUGCGCGCGCCAGGCUCCGGCAGCCUGGGCACCGUUCGCGUGCACUUGGAAGCCAUCAGCAGCAUGCAAGACCCUGCGCGUCAGCGCGCAGUUCCCGUGGAAGACUUUGUGCUUCUCACCACGUUCGUGGAUUUGCCGGCCACAAGCGACGCCGUCGGCGUGAACAUUGACGUGAUUGAUGACACGAAUCCCGAGCUGGCAGAGGCGUUCCACGUGCGCAUCACACAGCUGGAGAUCCUGUCUUUGGCUGAUGGCACUUCCGUGGCUGAGAUGGUGCCACCAGCUGUACAGAGCUACACCCUGCCACCAGAGGUUGGGUCCUUGGAUGAGACGCGCAUCGUGAUUGCCGAGAACGACAACGCGCGUGGUGUGUUCCGAAUUGUGCACAUGAAUGGCGAUGUGGUUGCUGGCGAUGGCACGGUCAGGGUCAACGAGGCUGCGGGUGUGUACUCGGCACUGCUUGUGCGUGAUAUGGCACAGGGCGGGGCCUUUGGCAACGUGACUGUACAUGUUGCUCUCGACUUUGAGACGGCCACAGGCGCUUCCGGCGCGGCCGGCCAAUUCGCCUUCUCACUUGCACGCACAGCUGAGCAGGCAAUCGCAGACACAGCAGAAGAAACAGAUGCAGCGGCAUCGUCACUGUUUUCGACAGUGACAUCGCCGUCCGCAGAAACAGCUACUUCCAGCACAGGCGUGUUGUCAGAUUGGGUGCGUUCUGUGGCCGAGUGGCCUCAGGUGCAGAUGCAGGCAGAGCCAGAAGCCGUGGUGACGUUUGCUGAAGGCGACACCCUGUUUGCGGUCGUGGCGACACGUCAGCAGACUGUUCUCUAUGCGAUGCAGACCAACAACAACAACAACAACAAUGCUGACGAGAUUGGUGCCACAACAGUUGCACCGGCACAAGCCCAGCAGGUGCUGAGCAACCGAGACGUGCGGUCGUUGGCCACGGGGCGUGUUGGACAAAACGUGUUUGUUUUUCUGCCCGUCUUCAGUCUGCGCAACAGCAUCAUCCCCUCGGCGUCCCUGUCCACCCUGUACAUGCUGGACGGCGAGUUUAUGGUGCCGACCGCCACCCUCAGCACGGUCAAUCCAACGUGCACGGCGUUUAUUGCGGUGAACAACAGCACGGCGUAUGUUGCGGUUGGCAGCGACUACAACGACGAAGGGCAGUUGACGGGGCAGAUCAAGCUGCUGCGCGUCACGGAGGAUGGCGCGCUGGCAGAGACCAGUGUUGUUGAGGGCGUCUUCCCCACGAGCUUCCACGCUACAUCCGGCAUUGUCCGCCACAGUGUUGGUGCAGAUGGAACAGAAGCAACAGCAGAAGAAGUUGGGGUCGUGACCACGGUGUUGUCUCCGCUGCUGCUUGUUGCGUCGGCGGACAGCGGCACGGCGGCCGCGUUUGUCGUGACCCCGCAAGGCACCCUCGAGCAGUUGCAGGUGACAGCUGAUGCCGCUGCCAGCGAGAGCGGUGAACCUGUGGACGUGAGUAUGGCCCUGGCCGGCGUGGCACAAUGGACACACGUGUUUGCUGGUGGGGCAGAUGCUCAGGAGGACUACACGAGGGCGCUUCUCAUCGGCGUGAAGCGUGACCCUGAUAUGCCGCCAGUGGUGGUUGAGGUGCUUUCGACACGAGACGGUGGUGCUGCUGAUACGGUGCCCGUACACAUUGUUGUUCUCUCCGCAGACACAGUUGUGGACCAACUUGGCCUACCAUCCUUUGGUGUACGUGGUGUAUCUUCGCUCAAUCAUGUCAGUAGCAGUGGCAGCAGCAGUGUGUCGUUUUCACCAGUACUGCUUGCGCUCAUCGAACAAGACGAAGAUGCAAGCAGCAACAACAGCAACAACAACAACAGCAGUAGCAGCAACAACAACAUCAGCGCGCACCACGUUGUGGCUUACGUGUAUGAUGUGCAGGCCAGUCGCUUUGUAGCCGUGGCACAGGCAAGUGUGGGUGACCACGUCACUGCCAUCGACACCUCGUAUCUGGGCUACUCGGCCUGGGUGAACGGCGCGGCAUUGCCAUCCACGCUUGAAGCUGCACCGGGGCUACACACCGAGCCCUGGCUCCUUCACAUGCUGGGUGAUGCAGGAAGUACCAGCGUUGACAUUGCCCUGCUUGAGAAUGUGCAUGUUGAGGGUGACGCGUUUCUGCCACGGGCGGUGAUUGAGUUCACCGAUGGGCAGACGGAGGCUGAAGUUGAGCUGGUGUUCCUCAACGAUCAGCAGCCCGAGGGGGAGGAGGCCCUUGCCCUCACCAUUGUGGCUGUGGAGGAUGGUGCACGUGCAGACAGCGAUGCAGGUCGGCGGUCCUUGCGCAUUGCCACGCCUGCCAACGACCGGUACUACGGCACGUUCUCCUUCUCCCAAGAGACCCUCGCCAUGCAGCACAUGUACGCAGAGCCAGAGGAUGCAGAUCCUGUGCGGGUUUUGUUGAAGGUUGUUCGCACGGGCCCUGUGAUGGCAGCGGCGACUGUGUUCUGGCGGGCAGAUGUUGUUGGUAGCGUAGCCAACGCGUCCACAACAACAGCAACAGCAACAGCAACAGCAACAGCAACAGGUGGUGGUGGUGGUGCAAGCGCCCUGCAGCAUGUCCUGCGCGAAAUGGCCGGCAUGCUGACAUUUGAUGAGGGCGAAGGCACCCAGACGCUUGUGCUAACCAUUGACCCCGACGACAUUGCAGAGGUGGCAGCGCAGGUGCGCAUCACACUGUCCUCCCAUCCCGAGCCUGCCGCACAAGAGAGCAGCGACGAUGCCGCCGUUGCCAGUGUCGCAUCUGCUCCACACAUUGACGCAGAGCGAGGGCAUGUUGACUUGGUCAUCGCUGGAAGCGACAACCCGCGCGGCGGCGUGUUCUUGGAAACGGAGGGCGGCGAGCGUGCCAUCACAUGCGUGGAAGGCGAAGUCAUUACCCUGGCUGUGCGUCGGCUGCCGGAUGCCUAUGAUGAUUUGAUUGCAGAGCUGGCACUGUCCCCAAUUGGGGCUGGAGCCACACGCGCGGACAUCUCGACAGACGUAUCACUCUCGACCGUUCAGCUCAACUCAACCCAGGGACAACGUGUGGUAUCAACACGUAUUCGCGUGCUCUGCGUUGCCGACGGUGAAGACGAGCUGGAAGAGACGUUUGUCGUUUCGCUCGUGCAGCUGAGCAACCCUGGCGUUACAUUGCUGCACAACAACAGCCAGGUCCGCGUUACCAUCGCAGCGAGUGGCGAGCCAUUUGGCGCCCUUCACGUUGCCUCCACCGCGGAGGUGACGCUGGCUACGACAUCGAAUGAGGCAAACAACAGUGUCACAACAUCUGAUCGUCAUCUAGUCAGCCGCCUUGUCACCAUCAACGUGACCCGAGCAGGCGGAACAUUUGGUGACAUUGUUGCCCACAUUUCCGCGGCAUACAGCAGCGAUGGCGGCGACAACAGCUUCCUCGUUGUGGAGGGCUUGCUCGACAUUGCGCAGGCAGAUCCGGUGACAAUUCUGCGGGCUGGAGAGCACGCUGCGCUCUUGCGGCUGCCACUUUCGCUGGAUGCGAAGCUGGUGACCGAUUCGCGACUGCGCAUCACAUUGACACAAGUGCAAGCAACGGUACCCUCGCCCUCGACUGGUGCUCCCGUGGUGGUGCAAACGUACGACACCUUCGAGGCAACGGCGCUGGUGCCGGAGAGCGCUGCUGGAGGGGUUGUGCGGCUCGCCAGCCCAGAUCUGGCCGAGGUGGCCGCUGGAAGCGAUGUCACGGUCGGUGGUGUGGCAGGUGUUGUCAUUGCCAACGAAGGCGAAGCUCUCGCGCUGAGGCUGCAACGUGAGCAUGGACGCUUUGCGCCGACAACGGCAUCCGCGGCCUUGCCUGCGACACUUCGCUGGCGACUCAGCAGCGUUGAGGAGGCAACAGGGACAGCUGCUUCAGGUACACCCACCAGCGCUGUGCCCUGUGCAGAGCCCCGGCAAGGCCAAGUGUCGGUCUCAGAAAGCAUGGACAUUGUGCUCAACAUCCCCUCUGAUGAGCUUCCUGAGCGGGACGAAGUGUGCCUGCUGACCUUCUCACUCCACAACGCGACGUGGGUCAGCCUUGCCACUGAGCUUGUUGCCCUCGUCGUGGUUGCCAACGACAACCCUGCGGGCACCCUCUACCUUGAGCGAGCAAACGUCUCCAGUACCAACAACAGGGACGAAGUGUCUGACGGCAGCAUCGCAAUCGUCACAGACCUGGACACACAAACGCGCACGGCUGUGCUGGACGUGCACCGCGCUGGCGGCACGUUUGGACCGCUGACGUUUUCGUACCGUCUGGUGUACGCGGCCCCCGUGGCAAGCCUGUUCUUGGACGUGAGUGCCACGACGUGGGAACACACGGGCACGGGUACAUUCGCGUCCGCACAGACAACGGUGCGGGUGCAGGCAGCCAUACCAGAGGCGCUGAGACUGGAGGUUUCCGGCACGCUCGGCGCGGAGCUGAUGGGCGUGUCGCUGGCAGAUGGCACCACAUCUGCAAGUGCAUACGCUGCUGGGAUUGUCCCCGGUAUUGACGCUACUCGCAGCACGGCGGCACUCUCUGUGACGGAGGGCGUGUUCACGUACGGGCGCGUGUCGCUGGACAGCGACGUGGUGAGCGCGCAGGAGAGCCAGGGCACAGUGACCCUCUCCCUGCUGCGCGACACGGCCACGCACGGGGACAUAACCGUGCUGUGGACGGUGGAGGAGGAAGAUCGGGGCACAUCCUCCUCACCAGCAGCGGCAACAACAGCAGCAGCACAGGCUGGGGUAGACUUCCCCGUGCAGUCGGGCGAGGUGACGCUGGCGUCGCGAGAGGUGGUGGCCUCCUUUUCUGUUGCCCUGACCGAUGACGACGAGCCAGAGCAGAGCGAGUCGUUCAUUGUUCGCCUCACACAGGUGUUUGGCGGGGCCGUGCUGGGCCGCACGACCACACGCGUGGUCCUGGCAGCCAGUGACGAUGCCGCUGGCAGGUUUGCGUUUGCGGGUGCAGGGAGCAUCGUGGUUGAGGAGCCCAGCGCGGGCACUGCUGCAGCCACCACGCCGGUGCAGCUCACCGUCCAGCGCAGCGCUGGCCUAUUCGGAGCCGUGUCUGUGUUCUGGCAGGUGACGGCCUCCUCUGCGGCAGCAACAACCCAAUCCCAGGACGUGUCAACGGACAUCAGCCCGCCAUCUGGCAUGCUGGAGUUUGUGCAGGGUCAGCAGAGCGCUGUGCUCACGCUGCAGGUGCUUGGUGACAGCACACCUGAGCUGCAAGAGGUGUUUGUUGUGUCCCUCACGCGGCUUGUGGCGGACGUGGCGGACCAGGGCAGCAUCGAUGACACAGCGCGCAGCGUCACCAUUGUUGUGCCCCCAAGCGAUGACCCAUACGGCAUUGUUGGUAUGAGCGCCCCUGCAAAAGUGGUGCAGGUUGCCCAGCGGGCGCCCCGUUUCGUCGUCUUUGACGUACUGCGCUCGUUUGGAACCGUGGAUCAAGUCGUCGUCACCUGCGUGGUCGAUUUGAACGCGCGACCCACAAGCAACAGCACCACUGCCACAGCCACCGCCGUACCCACAGCACAGGAGAUGGCGGACCUGAGCAGCUGUCCCCUAGCCAAUGGCGUCGCCACCAUCAGCAGUGACUGCGUCUUCUCUGUCACGUUGAGCGAGGGUCAGGCCCGUCAGAGCCUCCAGCUUGAUAUCAGCGACAGCGUGGCCCUGGUCGCGGGCCGGACCGUGCUUGUGCGUGUCGCCAGCGCCACCGUGUCCUCGGACAACUCGGGCGUGGCCAUUGAUGACAGUGCCCGCGGCACAGCAUUUGCCAUUCCUCUAGAGGUUGCUGACGGCACGGUUGGGUUUGAGGCGGCGCUGGCGUCGAGUGGGCUUCGCGUUUUCGAGUCCGCAUCAACAACGUCCACAGCGGCGACAGCAGCGGCAUCUUCACGCGCUUCCCUGACCCUCGUGCGGUCUGGCGGGUCAUAUGUUCCCGGUGCAUCGGGAUACCUGCUGGUGUCCUGGGCGAUCCGUGUGGCAGGCAGCGUCACGAAUGGUGCAUCGACAACGCCCAUCGCAAGUACAGCAGCAGCAGCAGCAACAGCAACAGCAGGAGCAGGCGCCACUGAUGCGGUUGGUGAUGAUGUGUCGCCGGUAAGUGGAGUGGUUGCGUUUGCGCCUGGCCAGAACACAAGCACGCUGUCUUUUGACAUUCUCGACGACGCCAUCCCUGAGUUUGAGGAGGUGUUUGUCGUGGAGCUGGUGCGCGUGCUUGCGUGUCCUUCCCGCAGCAGUCUGCCCUGCGUGGACGCUGUUGACACACCGGUUGUGCUGACGCGCAAUGCCAACAGCGUGGUGGUGACCGUCGCCGCCAGCGACGACCCGCUGGGCGUUGUGCAGUUUGCAGAGGGCAGUGUGGCGCUGCUUGUUCGCAACAACCAGGCCGUGCUCGAUGUUGAGCGCUCGGGAGGCCUGGACAGCAGCUUUGCAGUCUCGUACCGCGCCUUCCGCGGCCGCUUCGACACCUUGAGCGUGUCCAUACAAGGCAGCGUUUCUCUAGUGGCGGGGCAGACAGCGGCCAGCAUUGCGCUCACCAUUCCGUCUGCGGAUGCGCUUGGCGCUGGCCUGAUUGGCAACUUCACGGUGGAGCUGGUGACAUCCAACACGACGCUGCAGGGCGCGCGUCUCGGAGCUCGCCGGCUUGCCAGCGUCACUGUCGUGUUUGCAGACAAGCUGUCAAGCCAGGGCGGAGCCGCCAACACGGUGGCUGGCACGCUUGGGAGCCGCAACGGCGAUGACGGGACCGUGUGCGUGGUGCUGGUUCCCGAAGGCUGCCUGGGGCUGUCCAACGCAGACGUCGUGCUUGACGACGGCAUUGCUUCCUCAACCACAUGCGUCGCUGACAUUGCCAGUGGACUUGCUGAGACAGAUCGCGUGUGCUCAGACUCGCUCUUCUUCAUGCACGCCGCCCUGUCCAACAUCUUGGACGCCUUCGUCGGCACUAGCGCUGAGGUGGUGCCAUCAAGCACGACUGAUGUUGCUGCUGGCGCUGGCGCUGCAUCUGCCGUUUCACAUACACAACCUGAUCCACGUCAGGCCGGCCACGACGAGGGAAUGUGGAGGAGGAGGAGGAGGAGGAGGGCAACUGUGGUUGAAUUGCAGGCCGUUGCGGGCGUUGUGGAUGCGCUGCUGCUGCAGCGGCAGCCGCAGCCCUGGAUCGACACGCUCCUGCGCAAGUUUGGCGCUGCGUUGCUGGUGGACUGCGACGAAGCCGUUGACGGCAGUGCAGGCUGUUCUUGUUGUUGCACGCGCUCGUUUGUUGGCGAACGGGCGACGUGGGAGGUGACCCGGGCGCGGCCCGCAUCGCUCAGCGGGCGCGUGUCAUCCCUCCCUGUUGCAGCGACCACGGUUGAGCUGCACGCACCGCCAUUCCUGGGCGAUGUCCUGCAGCCGCUGGACUCGCUGCUCUCUGGCGGCAGUACAAACACAACCGAAACGGACGACAGUCAGUGCAACACGCUGGUGGCAAUUGCUUUUGCUGCGCAGGACAACACGUUCCCCGUUCCUGCGCGCACGCGGGCUGUUGAUGGCGUCCUUGUGCACGCGAGUGUCGCGGAUGAGGACCUGGCGGAACUUGGCCCCACAAACACCUUCACGUUUGCGUUCAGCCCGGACAGUGCUGGCGCAGGGGAGGUGCGCCAGCCGCGGUGUGCGUACUGGGACGAGGGCAUGUGGCUGACAGACGGGUGCGAGCUUGCGAUUGAUGCUGGAGACCAAGGCACCUUGGAAUGCGCCUGCACGCACAUGGCACACACCUACGGCGUCUUGGAGGAGACCACCGACCCUGUGCCGCUGGUUGUCAUGGCUGGCACGGGCGUUGUGCUCGCUGGGUGCGUGCUGCUGCUGCUGACACACCUGGUGUGGGGCCGCGGUCGCGCCAGCUCCUACCGCGCGCAGGCGUUUGUGUCUCUGUUCCUGGCGGGCUCGCUCUUCAUCAUCGGAGCCUAUACGGUUCGCAGUGCGAGUGUUGACGAGACGCUGGCGUUUGCCGCCGGCAUGCUGACCCACUACCUGCUCCUGGUGACGCUGGCGCUGGCAACGGCGGCCGUGCUUGCAGGCACUCGCGAGUACUGCGCCGACCUUGUUGACGUGUCGGCCAUUGUGCGAGCGCGCUCGGCGCUGUUGUGGUCCGUGUUGUGCUGGGUGGUGCCAGCGUUCAUUGUCGCUAUUUACUUUGGCAUUGCCCUCGACGCUUCCGACACUGGUAUUUCGGGCACGUACGGCGACGUUGGCCGAUUCGGGCGAAUGUCGUUCAUUCAGCAAGAGAUUGGAUUGUAUGCGGCCUUUGUUGCGCCGUGCAGCGUGGCGGUGCUGCUGACACUGUUCGGCCUCGUGCGCCUCGAAGCAUCGCACUGCCGGUUCAAUGCGCAGCAGUUCUCGAUUGAGCAGGACGAGGGCAUCUCCACCCUUGACGCCCUGUACAAUCUGCGUGUGUCCGCUGGCAUCAACAUCGUCAUCGGCCUUUCUGUACUGUUUGGCGCCCUGUUUUCUUCCCUGGCACUCGUGCUGUGGGCGGUGGCGCUGUGGCUGCUCGCGGUGUUCAUGUUUGCGGCUGUUGUGAUCACUCUGCGCCGACAGCGGCACAGUGGCAAGGCGUCAGUCGGCAUUCCAGACGCUUUGGAGAUGAGGAGCGAGCAGGGCGGCGUCGUGGUCCUGGACAAGAAGGACGGGCGCUACCUGCAAUCCCCGAGCAUGGCGUUCCAAAAGUACCUGGAUGAUCCGUCACAGUCAUCGCUCUCACCAGCAAAGGCUUCAUCGCAUUCUGCGGGGGCCUCCUUUGCGUUGGACACGGCACAGAGUGGGGCAUACAUGCGAGCGGACGACACCACUGCUGAGUUUGACGAUCUGAUUGCGGCGCUGACUGCGGCGCCGGGCCUUGUGAUUGGCGAAGGCGUGGAUGAAACGGCCCUCAACAUGUCUCCAAGCACCACCGUGGAUUUGCAUGCGCAACACGAGCACCUGCAGUAUCGACAUCGCUUUGAUGCUGGUGCGGAUGGCUCUCGCGCUGGCAUUCAUCUUCAAGAGGGCGCCAGUGGCGACACUGCAGACUUUGAGGAGCCCACGUCACUGGACAGCACUCGCAUCACUGCUGGCCAGCUGCCGGUCUUGGAUGAAUCUGCAGUCAGGCCUGUUGAGCUUCGCCGCAUGUCCAUAGCUGACACGCACCUUUAAUUGAUCGACCGCGCUUACGUGUGUGUGUGUGUGUGUGUGUGCGUGUGUGUGGUAUGGGGUUGCUUGGGAAGGGGUUACUGUUUGGGCUGCUGGGUGCGUGAUGGUUGUUGAGUUGACACUCUUGCUCGUCUUUUGUUUUGGGAUAACAUGUGUGUGCUUGUGAGUGUGAGUGUGAGUGUGAGUGUGAGAGUGAAUGCGAGAGUGAGUGUGAGUGUGAGAGAAUAGUGAGUGAGUGUGAGUGAAUGUGUGAGUGUGUUAGAGAAUGUGUGUUCGGGUGUAUGAAUGUGAGAGGGACGUGUUUUGAACUCAGUCUUCUGCUCUUUGUGUACCGUCUGUCCGGUGUUCACGCACUGGCCAGAGAGGAUCGGAACCGGGUGGUGAGGGGAUUGCGUUGCUUUAUGAUGUGACAUGACAUGAUGACAAGAAUUAGAUUUGCAGAGUUAUG